AUUUUUAACCACAUCCUCGGAACAAUGCGUCUCUUGAAGAUUCCAUGCAUGCUAACGGCCCAUGCGCGCUCAUCAUUUCCAUUAGAGUGAGAGUGAGGACUUCAACAGUGAUAUUCCACAUUCGGGCGUGAAACUUACAAGUGAAACUGUUAAUAUAGAUAUAUACGUUACAUUCACUGGAUAUUUACCCUUUUCCAUGAUAAUGAUUGCCAGCCCACGACAGUUUGAAUAAUCUACAGUGACGUCAUAAAAAUGACAACCCAAGCAGAAGUCUAUGGGUACGGUACCAUCGCUAAUCUGAUAUGCUGUCUAUGUUCUCUGGCCGGUGCUUUUACAAUUCCCUUUGCCAAAAAAUAUAAAACUGCAUACGAUGUUGUUUUGUCUGUCUUCAUGGGGUUGGCUGUCGGUGCUUUGGCCAGUGACGCCAUUCUUCACUUAGUUCCAGAGGCCCUUGGCCUCCACGAUCACGGUCCAAAAUCUUCAUCCAACGAAACUCAUUCUCCGUCACAUGGUCAUCAUCAUCACCGGAAGAGAGACACUCACCAGAAUGUUGACACACAUCCCCAUGGCAACCAUAAUCAUCAUCAUCUCCCGGAAGAAGCUGAUCAUGACGCCGUCCAUAUACAGACAGAGCAUUUACACAUAGAACCAUACAUCUGGUACUGCAUGGUCCUCCUUCUUGGUGCAUAUAUUUUUUACCUUGUUGAAAUGGCAAUGGUACACGUGCAAAGGAAAACACAAGUGGAACAAAUUUCUGUAACACUUACAGCCUAUAAUAACCAAGCUGUAGAAGCUAUAAUUAAGGAAAAAGAGGUGGAAGAACAAAGGACCUCAAGAGGCAGGAAAGCUAUUUCACCCCUGGUGGUGAUGAUCGUCAUCGGUGAUGCCCUUCAUAACUUCACUGACGGGUUGGCCAUUGCUGCUUCAUUCUCGGCUAGCAUACUAGAAGGAAUAGCCAUCACUAUUGCAAUCUUCUGUCACGAACUUCCUCAGGAAUUAGGUGAUUUUGCAAUAUUGAUUAGCGAAGGACUGACGUUUAAGAAAGCUCUGAUCGCCAACCUUUUCUCCUCCCUGACUGCCUUUAUUGGUUUUUACAUUGGAGUCCCACUCUCCAACCUGGGAGGUACACCCUGGAUCUUCUCCAUUACAGCGGGAAUGUUCCUGUAUAUUUCAUUAGUCGACAUGCUUCCCUCUUUGAUAAAGAAUGGCUCCACGAACGUAAGGACCUUUAUCUAUCACAACAUCGGCAUCCUCUGUGGAGCUCUCGUUAUCAUACUGCUAGCAGUAUUCGAAAGUAAAAUUGAAAUCGAUCAUUAACAUUACAAAAUAUAAAUACCGAGUUUUGAUUAUUUUGUUAUUCGUUUUUAUAUUGUUAUGUUGAUUUUCAUUUUGUUUUUGUGGAUAAAAUAUGUUUAGUAUGAUUUUUAGAAUUGAUAUUGCAUGAGUGCUGCUUAUGUUUAUAAUAUUUCAAUAUUGCUUGAUUCCUAAUAAAUUUUGCAAACAGAUUAAUUUGGUUUAUAUAUGAUGUAUACAGUGCAGUGAAUGAACAAAUUUCAAAAUUACAGGCCCGUUUUUAUUUUAUUUUAAGACUCUAUGUUAAAUAAAGGUACAUGUAAUUAGUUUAAAAAUGGUUUUUUAAGUUCUAAUUUAAGUCAUGUUUAUUCUUUUAGAUAUGCAGUACAUUUUUAAAGAAAUGUUUGCAAAAUGCUUAUUUGUAAUAUUUUAACAACAGUUGUGCCUAUUGGUGCUUCAAAAGCUGCUAAAAUAUGUUGGAUUUUUGUUGCUUUUUUAUUUGUACAAUGAACGUAUUUAAAAUUAUAAUAAAAGCCAUGACGAGAACUA
Saccostrea cuccullata (small rock oyster) is the source of this 1842-nucleotide messenger RNA. Its product is annotated as zinc transporter ZIP10-like. Lineage: Eukaryota; Metazoa; Mollusca; Bivalvia; Ostreida; Ostreidae. The coding region runs from base 253 to 1317 and encodes 354 amino acids. Gene Ontology annotation, cellular component: plasma membrane. The transcript is spliced from 11 exons. The record is from RefSeq and is a predicted model, not a curated record. Gene Ontology annotation, biological process: zinc ion import across plasma membrane; intracellular monoatomic cation homeostasis. Gene Ontology annotation, molecular function: monoatomic cation:bicarbonate symporter activity; zinc ion transmembrane transporter activity.